Messenger RNA from Solea senegalensis (Senegalese sole), 1999 nucleotides. RefSeq names its product tubulin delta chain-like. The record is from RefSeq and is a predicted model, not a curated record. The transcript is spliced from 8 exons. Gene Ontology annotation, molecular function: structural constituent of cytoskeleton; GTP binding. The coding region runs from base 550 to 1887 and encodes 445 amino acids. Lineage: Eukaryota; Metazoa; Chordata; Actinopteri; Pleuronectiformes; Soleidae. Gene Ontology annotation, biological process: mitotic cell cycle; microtubule cytoskeleton organization. Gene Ontology annotation, cellular component: microtubule; cytoplasm.
UAGGAAAUGUGAAUUGUUUGUAACAUAUGUAUUUUUUCUUUCCUUAUUUUUUGAAUUGGCAUGGAACAACCAUGAAAAAUACACUCAUUUUUAAAGAAACCGCACACACCCUGAAUCAACAAAUAAUUUCUACUACUUAGUACAGUUUAACUUAUGGGUCUCUGCUGAGAAUAAACAAAUAAAUAAAUAAACUCACAUAAUGCCCAUAUACGAUGUAUUAUACUUGAAUAUGUUCCGAGUUGUGCUCAACCACACAUAAAAGGCAUAAACAUAAUAUACGUUUCUCACAUCUUUUCACUUGUAACUAUUCACUAAAUUUGCAUUUUAUUUUGAAAGUGUUAACAGCUUUAACCGGAUGUUCCUGUCUCUCCUGCUGUGGCGGCAGCAUGACUUUCUGAGCGCAACACACAGGUGCGGACAUGAAACGUGCCUCACACCGCGUGAGUUUAGCUGUGAACUUCAGACCGUGUGCUCUGGUCCUCUGCUCGGAAACCCGCACGUGACUCAGAGAGGUUCAUUCCUGCGCGUUCAUUGUUUGUCGGCUGUAAAAUGUCCGUGGUGACGCUUCAGCUGGGUCAGUGUGGGAACCAGGUUGGUCAGGAGCUCUAUGACGUCAUCUGCAGUGACGCGCAGGACGCACAGAGGAGAACGACACACACCACAGUCAGCUGUGAGCGCUUCUUCCACCAAAACAAACAUGGAGAUCUUGUGGCGAGAGCAGUGCUCAUAGACAUGGAGCCUAAAGUGAUAAAGCAGAGUAUGAAGAAGGCUGCAGAUUCAGGCAGGUGGAGAUAUGGAGAUGAUUCUCACUUCAGCCAGAAACAGGGUUCUGGAAACAACUGGGCUAAUGGGUUUUGUGUCCAUGGUCCUCGUCACAUAGAGGUGGUGGAGGAGCUGGUGAGGCGAGAGGUGGAGCGCUGUGACAGACUGGCUGGUUUCAUGACCAUGAUGAGUGUGGCAGGAGGAACUGGCUCUGGGGUCGGUACCUACGUCACACAGAGUCUCCGAGACGCCUACUCAAAGUCUUUCAUCCUCAACCACCUCACCUGGCCUUAUGGGACUGGAGAGGUGAUUGUUCAGAACUACAACUCAGUGCUGACGCUGGCUCAUCUCUAUCAGCUGUCAGACGCCAUCCUGGUGCACGAGAACGACACGGUGCACAGGAUCUGCAGUCAGCUGCUCAACAUCAAACACAUCUCCUUCAGUGACGUCAACAGGGUCAUCGCUCACCAGCUUGGCAGUGUGCUGCAGCCUGCACUCACUGCCGACUCCCAUGGUGUCUACAGUAGAAAUCCACUGGGUGAGUUGGUGAGCAGCCUUGCAUGUCACCCAGAGUACAAGCUGCUCAGUGUGUGCACGAUCCCUCAGAUGCCGAGUUCCUCCAUCGCCUACAGCACGUUCAGCUGGCCGGGGCUGCUCAAGCACCUGCGACAAAUGCUCAUCUCCAACAGCAAGAUGGAGGAUGGUAUAGACUGGCAGAUGCGUCCACCUUCAGCCUCUGAGCGAACCAGGAGUCUGACAGGAGCCAGCUUCAACACCUCCCUGGCCAACCUGCUCAUUCUGAGGGGCAAAGAUGUGUACAGUGCAGAGGCUGGUGGCUUUGAGGAUCCAGCUCUGUACACAUCCUGGCUGUCACCAGAAACUGCUUUCACGAGGUGGAAUUCACCUGUGCCUUUCAAUAAAUAUGAAAAAUCAGCCACACUGGUCAGUAACAGUCAGGCUCUGCUCAAACCCCUGGACAACAUGGUGAGAAAAGCCUGGAACAUGUUUGCCUCCAGAGCUUAUAUUCAUCAGUACAUCAGGUUUGGAAUCUCAGAGGAGGAUUUUCUGGACAGUUUUACGUCUGUGGAGCAAGUCAUAUCCAGCUACACUCAACUGUGCAACUAAGCAAGAGAAAGCCUGACCAGCACUACCUCUCAUGACUUUGUAUAUUUAGUUUAUUUAAAUGAAUAUGUAAAUAAAAUAGUUUGCUUCAAAUAAAUUAUUUCUUCACUGAAAA